GCCUAGUCCUACUUAAAAUCCCAUUCAUUUUUCUUUUAUUUUAUCAUCUACUCGAACUGAGGAAAACGUUUGACUAACUCAAAGACAAUUUCCGCGCCUCCCCUGCCUGUCUGCAGAGGCAGUUUUGAAUUUAGGAGCGGCAAGAUGGCAGCAGCAAACCCUGGCGGUUCUCCGGAUCUUCUCCUACAUCAUAUUCUUCGGAGACUGCUUUCACGUUUAGAACAUUGUCUUGAACACCUUCCCCUGGAUCUGGACUUUUUAGAUUUCAUUUGCACCCAGGAACUAGUUUUUCUACAAGCUUUGUCUGGUCAAGUUGAGGUUUGCCCUGUCCUCUUAGAUGCAUUAUGUAGUUUACAUACUCUGAUAAACAGAGAAAAGGAUAAAAUGAAUCUACAUAGUGCUGUCAUUCAGUUUGAGUGGGGACCUACUGGGCGCCUAAGAAUGGCUCUUUCCCCCUGUCAUCUUAACAGCCUUCUGGAACUGAACUUGUCCAUCCCAGCCAUUGCUAAAAUUUUGGGAAUGUCCAGAAGCACAGUAUUCCGACGCAUGAAUGAGUUCAAUCUUUCAGUCAAAGCACUCUAUAGCAGCCUGUCAGAUGAAGAGUUGGACCAAUGCAUUACAGACAUAAAAUCCAGGCAGCCUCACGCUGGAUACCGGAUGGUGAAAGCACUUCUUCAGGCCAGAGGACACAGAGUCCAGUACCAAAGGGUUCGAAGUUCUAUGCACCGUGUUGACACAGCUGGUGUUGUGUCAAGGAUGGUUUCCUUGGAAUGCAUUGCCCGACGUGCUUAUUCCGUCCCAGGACCACAGUCUCUAAUGCAUAUUGACACAAACCAUAAACUGAUACGAUUAUGUAUCUCGGUGCUGCUUCCAACAAUCUGGCAUCAACAACACUGGCAUUCUUCCAAAAAUCAGUCGAGAAGUUUGGUUUUCCUCUCAGGGUUCGUGGCGACCACGGAGGGGAAAAUGUGGAGGUUGCACGGCUGAUAUUUACUGUUCGUGGCACAGGAAGAGGCAGUUUCAUUUCAGGAAAGAGUGUGCACAAUCAAAGAAUAGAGCGACUGUGGAGAGACCUCUGGGUGGCCGUUACAUGCAUUUACUACGAUGUUCUUCACAACCUUGAGGAAGAGGGCCUUCUUGACAUUUCAAAUGCUGCACACCUCUUUUGCUGCCAUUACGUCUUUCUUCCUCAACUGGAGGAUGAUUUUAAUACAUUUUGCAGUGGAUGGGACAACCAUCCACUGCGAACAGAAAACAACAUGAGUCCCAACCAGCUGUGGGAGUUGGGUCACAGAUAUCACCCUGUUCCUGUUCCAGAAAACACACAGGGCUUCCAGAUUCCAGACAUUGACUGGGAGGAUAGUGGCCUAUCUUGCCAUAACCAUUCAAGCAUUGUUGUUCCGAACACUGACUGCCCAUUGACAGAAGAACAAAUGACAACUUUUCAGGGCGUUGUUAAUCCAAGAGCGGCAUCCCAGUCCUUUGGUGCUGACGUCUACAUCAUGGCUGUUCAGUUUUGUCAGCAAUUCAUUUAUAAUAGAAAAGCUACAUACAGUUGCAGGAAAAAGUUUGUGAAUCUUGUUGAAUUUCAUGGAUUUCUGCACAAUUUGGUCAUGAAAUGUAAUCUGAUCUUCAUCACGGACAUCUGGACAAUCACAGUCUGCUGUAGACUGGUCUACUAAACCAACUCAAAGAAUUUCCAUGGUGUUUUCAAUAACAUGAAAACAUAAUUGCGUGGUUUCACUUUAAGCAGUUCUGAUUAUUGUUGUGACUUUGAGAUUCCACAGGGUUCACUAAAUGUUUCAAACUAUAAACUUCGCUAUAAGUAACAAUUUUUAAGCAAAGCUUUGUAAUGUAAAUACUGAAGAAUUAGAAGAGAGGGAAAUUAUAAAUGUUGAUUCACUCAGAAAACUUCUAAAUAGAAACUGCUUGUCAGUUUGAAUGUUAUGUUGUAAAGCAAUAUUUGACUGAAGGCUGACGGUAGGAAUGUUUCAAAAUUAAAACAGCACAGUAAGUCAAUCUUGUCCUUUAUUUUGAUCAAGAUGAAAGUUUACCUUGUCACUGACAUCUUACAUGCAAGACAUUAUCUUUAACAGUUUUAAGAACUACUUAAAGGGAUUUUCAAC
Oreochromis niloticus (Nile tilapia) is the source of this 2126-nucleotide messenger RNA. RefSeq lists its product as uncharacterized. Lineage: Eukaryota; Metazoa; Chordata; Actinopteri; Cichliformes; Cichlidae. The transcript is spliced from 6 exons. The coding region runs from base 852 to 1682 and encodes 276 amino acids. The record is from RefSeq and is a predicted model, not a curated record.